Messenger RNA from Onychostoma macrolepis, 2629 nucleotides. RefSeq names its product eukaryotic translation initiation factor 3, subunit H, b (gene eif3hb). Gene Ontology annotation, cellular component: eukaryotic translation initiation factor 3 complex; cytoplasm; eukaryotic 43S preinitiation complex. Bases 270 to 1301 code for a protein of 343 amino acids. Lineage: Eukaryota; Metazoa; Chordata; Actinopteri; Cypriniformes; Cyprinidae. Gene Ontology annotation, molecular function: protein binding; translation initiation factor activity; metallopeptidase activity. The transcript has 9 exons. The record is from RefSeq and is a predicted model, not a curated record.
UUCACAGUAGAAACUGUUUCUUCUGUUCACUUUUACAGCUGCACGUUCUAGUGAAAGGAAAUGUGAAUCCUUUUCGCGAAUCGAUUCCUUUGAACAGUUCAUUUCUUUGCAAGUUAUCAGUUCAAAAACCGCCAUAAUGUGGCGAAUAAAGAAAUCUGUUGUCACAUAUUGCUCUUUAGUGCUCUUUGUUUUUUUUUAUAUCUUUAGUUAGUUAGUUUUUUUUUUUGAACCGGUUCAACCCAUGCAUUGAGAAGAUCCGAUUCCAAUGAAUGAUUCAGUCAUCGCUAUCAGGUUCAACGGAAGGUACCGGUGUAGCGGUUUUGGCAUCCCCGGCGCGCGUGAAGAUGGCAUCCCGUAAAGAAACCCCGUCUGGAAAAACCCCGGAUUCUCCCGUCAAACAAAUCCAGAUCGAAGGACUGGUGGUGAUGAAGAUCAUCAAGCAUUACCAGGAGGAAGGUCAGGGCAGUGAGGUGGUGCAGGGGGUGCUGCUGGGGCUGGUGGUGGAGGACAGGCUGGAGAUCACAAACUGCUUCCCUUUCCCUCAACACACAGAGGACGAUGCUGACUUUGAUGAAGCAUUCAGUGACCACAGGAAGUCAGUGAAAAUAAAACUUCAGUAUCAGAUGGAGAUGAUGAGAAGUUUGCGCCAUGUAAACAUUGAUCAUCUCCAUGUGGGUUGGUACCAGUCAACUUUCAACGGUUCUUUUGUCAGCCGGGCCCUUCUGGACUCUCAGUUCAGCUACCAGCACGCCAUCGAAGAGUCAGUUGUGCUUAUAUAUGAUCCCAUCAAGACAGCCCAGGGUUCUUUGUGUUUGAAAGCCUACAGGUUGACCCCAAAACUCAUGGAGAUCUGUAAAGAGAAGGACUUCUCAGCAGAUGGGCUGAAGAAGGCUAGCGUGGGUUAUGAAAACAUGUUCGAGGAGGUGCCCAUUGUCAUUAAGAACUCUCAUCUCAUCAGCGUUCUGCUGUGGGAGCUGGAGGACAAAUCCACUGCUGCAGACAAACACGAGCUCUUGAACCUUUCCAGCAGUACUCAUCUGGAGAAGAGCCUGCAGAUGCUGAUGGACCGCAUGGACGACAUGAGUCAAGACAUUGUCAAGUACAACAACUAUUGCCGCAGUCUCAGCAAGCAACAGCAACAGAAACAUCAGUACAUUCAGAGACGGCAACAGGAGAAUGCACAGAGACAGAGUCGAGGAGAGCCUCUGCUUCCUGAGGAAGACCUGAGCAAGAUGUUCAAGCCUCCUCAGCCACCUCCGCGAAUGGACACCCUGCUCAUUUGUAGUCGAUCUCAGGCCUAAAACUAUCCCAGUUUAAUAAGAGCCAGCUGUAACAUUCAACAUCAAGAUCAGAAGAGAUGCAGACAAAAUGGCAUGAAGUAAGAGUAUUUGUUUCCAUGUAUUUCUCUUUGUAGUGCUGUGGAGUAAUAGCUUGAUCUGGGGCUGAAUUAAAUGCUUGUAUGUGCCGUGGAGGGGAGCACCUCAUCUCUCGCCAUUUCUUAAGGUCUUUUAAACUCCAGACACCACGGUGGCAUGAGCAGCAGCGCUGCCAAGCGGAAAGACAAUCACCUAAGAGCUCGACGGCCAGCCUUCAGUACAUAAUGGAGUACAUUAACUGAGCCACUUCAGCAGAUAGCCCACCCUGCCUCUGUUUCUCUCGCUAUCUCUGUAUUCUGUACCUUCUUCAUCUCUCUCGAGAUUUCUUUCUUUCUCACUGUCAUGCCAUAAACUACAGUGUUUUUGCCUUGAAUUCUAUAUUUCUAAUUUUUUCCCCCCAUCUACUCUUUAGGUCAAAUCAACACAUACUGCCAAACCAUCAAGGAGUUCACAUCUCAAAACCUGGGCAAGCUUUUCAUGGCUGAAGCUCUUCAAGGAACAAGCAGUUAGACUUGUGCCCACCUACAUUGUCCUAUAAUUGGUCAAGAGUCAUCGAUUCCAUUUUUAUGACUUUUUCUGUGGCUCAUUUUAAAAUAGUGUUCCAUUGGUUUUAGAUUUUUGUUUUAACAUUACUAGACCAAAACAUAAGUUUAUAGGUAUUUCAAUUCCCAUCAGACAGGUCAUUUUAUUUAGGCAUGUACAGUAUAAAUGCAUAUUAUGUGUAUCAGCACGGACCAAACAGUUAUUUUUGAGAGGAACCCAAUAUAUCUGUCUACAAUGUGUGAAAAGGGAUGUUGGAAAUUUGAUUACAAAUUGGAUUGUGUUCACUUUGUCCACAUUUGAAAUGCUCAUUUAAAGGGAUAGUUCACCCAAAAAUGAAAAUUUGAUGUUUAUCUGCUUACCCCCAGGGUAUCCAAUAUGUAGGUGACUUUGUUUCUUCAGUAGAACACAGACGAAGAUUUUUAACUCAAACCGUUGCAGUCUGUCAGUCAUAUAAUUGCAGUAAAUGGGACCCACGGCAUGUUGUGAACGCGCUCAAGACAGUUGGACACCACAUUGCGGUGGAUCAGAGGUAAAAAAUGAUAUAAAUACUUUUCAGUUUCUUGCACAGACUGAUCAUUUCGUGUCUUAAGAUCGCAAUGUGUCACAAGCCGCAGGGUUUAAUCUGGUUUUGUCUGUGCAUGUUUUAUUUUUACUCUCAAAGCCGUGGGUCCCAUUGACUGCCAUUAUAUGACUGACAGACUGCAACGGUU